This is a messenger RNA of Pogona vitticeps (central bearded dragon), 2919 nucleotides long. NCBI's taxonomy places the organism in Eukaryota, Metazoa, Chordata, Lepidosauria, Squamata, Agamidae. The record is from RefSeq and is a predicted model, not a curated record.
UCCACUCUCUCCACCCGAACCGCCAAGGUCAGGCUCGAACUUGGGUCCUUGCAUCCCGAGCUAUAUGCGAAAAAUAAAAAUAGCUGCUGGAAUCAUCACCGCCUAUAGGUCAGAGGGAUUCGGGGCGGACACGGGGGAAAGGACGGUCGUGUGGAACGGAGGAGGCUCCUGCAGCGAGCCCGCUCCCAGCUGGAAGCCCUCAUCCUUCCCUCUCUCAAGCCUUCACCCCCCUUUUCUUCGGUGCCCCCCAAGAUGAGGACGGCGCUUCUGUUGACCUGGACCGUAUCCCUGAGCUACUUUGCAGACACAGAGUGCACUGACAGGAAGAGGCCAUACUAUCUAAAAAUGCCUUGGGCAUUUUCUUGAAGGGCUGGCAGCGUAUUUCUUCCAACAGCCAAUGGACCAAGUGAUCGUUUCUGGACAAUCUGUGACUCUGGCCUGUGUGGUUAUGGGCUAUCGUGGCAUGGUUCAGUGGACCAAAGAUGGUCUGGCUUUAGGAGGAGAAAGAGACCUACCUGGCUGGUCCCGCUACUCGAUCGUUGGCGAUGCCUCUGCUGGGCAACACAACUUGAGGAUUGACUAUGCCGAGCUGGACGAUGACGCUGUCUACGAAUGUCAGGCCACGCAGGCUGCGCUGAGAUCCCAGCGGGCCAAGCUUACCGUGCUCAUCCCUCCCAAUGACCCAGAAAUCCAAAAUGGUCCAGUUGUGCACGUGAUUUCCAACAUUCCCUACAACCUGACAUGUCGCGCUGCCGGUGCUAAGCCAGCUGCUGAGAUCACCUGGUACUGUGAUGGGCAACGACAAGAUGCUGCCGUAUACUCCAAGGCUCUGAUGGAUGAUGGCAAGCGCGAGGUGGCCGUCAGCACCCUCCUCUUGACUCCCAGCAGCCGGGACAUGGGGAGCUCCUUCACCUGCCGAGUCAGCAACCCAGCGGCCCCGGCUGGCAAGCAAACCACCGUCACUCUCAAUGUGCAGUACCCACCGGUUGUAAUCCUGUCUGUGCAGCCACAAACAGUGCCCGAAGGUGGCAAAGUGAGUUUCCUUUGCACAGCCACCUCCAACCCUGAAGUAACAGGUUACAGGUGGGCAAAAGGAGGCGUACCCAUUCCAGAGGCUAACGGUGACAGCUACGAGGCAGUGGUGGAUCAGUCCUUCUUCACUGAGCCUGUGUCAUGCGAGGUGUCAAAUGCUGUGGGAAGCACCAACGUCAGCACACUGGUGGAUGUGCACUUCGGUCCCCGCCUUGUCUCUCAGCCCAAGCCCCUGACCGUAGACAUUGGGGCCGACGCUUCUUUCACCUGUACCUGGACAGGGAACCCGCCUCUCACCUUGGCCUGGACUAAGAAGGGUUCUAGUGUGGUCCUGAGCAAUGGCAAUACUCUCCAUCUCAAAGCCGUGACGCAGGAGGACGCAGGCAUUUAUGUAUGCAAAGCCAUUGUGCCACGUAUUGGAGUCGCCGAAAAGGAGGUGGCACUGGCUGUGAAUGGUCCCCCCAUUAUCAGUGCAGGCCCAAGCCAGGAGACCACCGUAGGGGCCAAGGCACGGCUGGAGUGCUUGGUGGGGAGCGCUCCACCCCCGGACAGAAUCGCAUGGGCAUGGGGGGAACGGGUGCUGGACGCCGGCUCGCUUGAUCGCUUCUCAGUGGACACCGUGGCGACCGAUCAAGGGGUGCUUUCGGCCUUGCUCAUCGACCCGACCCACGAUACCGACUUUGCUGUGCCCUACAACUGCACAGCGUGGAACCGUUUUGGCUCUCGGUCUGCCGCAGUUAGUUUGCGCCGCCAAGAAGUCUGGUCCGUCCUGAUCUUGGGAGCCAUGUCAGCCUCCGGGGUUGCCGCUGUCUUGAUUCUAGUGGUCUUCGCCUCUCUCUGCUACCGGCGCAAGCACUGCCGGAAAGCCAAGCGGGGGACACAGCUCUCUAAGGCUGACAUCCUGGUCCAGAUCACAACGAGCGAGAGUAGCCCCAGCAGGCCGAGUGAGACGGAAGAUGAAGCCAAGGAGCCUAUGGCCACCAGCAGCGAGUCUCCAGCUACUUCCCACACUGAGCACAGCGAAAUCUUGGAGGAUGACGAAGGGAUCCAAGAGCUGAAGAACUCCAAGCAACACUCAUCAUUCAUUGCUUCUCAUCACACAACAUUUUAUUCUCACGAAACAUCCCCCAAGGAUCCCACCAACGGCUACUACAAAGUCCGUGCCCACGAAGAGCCAUGUUUGGGAAGCAGCUUCUCAGAAUAUACGCCAGCCCCCCGACCCUUGUUUGGGGCAACCUCUUUGUACCCUUCUGCGGGGCCGGUGCAACCGAAGCUGUAUGAAUACGCCCACCGCUACACCUUGGGCACGCCGGGUUCCCGCUCGGCCUACGACCCCCACGAGCGGCUUUUCCCUCAGGAGAACAUAUACAGCGGGACAGCCUACCUCACCGCCCCCUACAGCCGGGCCUUCACCAGCUACGUCAAGCCCAGCAGCUACGAGAAAGCCGAGAGCGGGUACGAGCCGUCGGAUCAGGCCAGCAAAGUCUCAAGCUGUUCGCGCUUCUCCUAUACCUCCUUGUCUCAGCAAUCUGACUAUGGGCGCCCUGCCCACCAGCGUAUGCAAACCCAUGUAUGACUCAUGCCCAUCCCCUGCCAAACCUCUUUCACCUUCAGAGGGAACGAAAAAAUGAACGGAUGCUCGCUUUGGCUAAGUGACUCCCAAAGGCCGGGUGACAAGACUUCACGUCCUUGACCUCGUGCUGAGGGGACACCCUUUCAUCACUAUCUGGGGGUGGGGAGAUGGCAGGGGAGCGGGCUCAGCCACCUGCAGAGGCAGCCAAGAGGGCUGACCGGCCGCCUGCCUCCCAUCUUUCCAACUGGGAGGAAACUGAUCAAAAUGGUUUUUUUCUUCACAUCAGGACAUGGAGGUGGAUUUUAAAAAGAAAA